AUGUCAGCAUUAUUUAAUUUGGAAUCUAUGAUAACAGUCAUAAUAUUAUGUAUAUGUACAUGUACUUAUUUAAAACCAAAAUUUCCUAAUAUUUUUGAUAAUAAGAAAAGUGGAUUUUUAGGUACUUUAGGCAAAUUUGCUAUUAUUGGUGACAGAUUAUCAAUCUAUGUAUCAAUAGCUUGUGUAAUUUUAGCCUUUGUUAAUUUAUUUUUACGAUAA
Messenger RNA from Plasmodium gallinaceum, 219 nucleotides. Its product is annotated as conserved protein, unknown function. The transcript has a single exon. Lineage: Eukaryota; Apicomplexa; Aconoidasida; Haemosporida; Plasmodiidae. The coding region runs from base 1 to 219 and encodes 72 amino acids. The record is from RefSeq and is a predicted model, not a curated record. Gene Ontology annotation, biological process: protein secretion; intracellular transport.